This is a messenger RNA of Eurytemora carolleeae, 379 nucleotides long. RefSeq names its product retinol dehydrogenase 13. The coding region runs from base 41 to 322 and encodes 93 amino acids. The record is from RefSeq and is a predicted model, not a curated record. The transcript has 3 exons. Lineage: Eukaryota; Metazoa; Arthropoda; Copepoda; Calanoida; Temoridae.
GUUUUAUAAAAUAGUUUUUUUUUCAGAUUUUUUAACCUCCAUGGUUGGUGGUUUAGGUGUAGUGGGGAUAGUGGGUGGUACCCUAGCUGGUUCAGCCCUUACGCUCUUUCUUCUUCGUCAAUAUGUUUCCAGUAAAUGGGGAUAUUUUAAAUCUGACAGAAAUUUGAAAGGGCAGGUUGUAAUCAUAACUGGAGGAAAUGCAGGACUUGGAGCUGAAGUAGUUAAAGAUAUUGCCGCUAGAGGCGCGACAGUUGUACUUGCUUGUAGUUUUGUAGGAAUUGGGAGACAACGCGAAUAUUCCUGGCGGAAGUGCGUAAAUUAACCGGAAACAAUGAUAUUCAGUUCAUCAAGCUAGAUCUCGCCUCUCUACAGUCUGUUA